Messenger RNA from Vigna unguiculata (cowpea), 1557 nucleotides. RefSeq lists its product as uncharacterized. The record is from RefSeq and is a predicted model, not a curated record. Lineage: Eukaryota; Viridiplantae; Streptophyta; Magnoliopsida; Fabales; Fabaceae.
AUGGAAAAGCAGUCUGGCAAGUUGCAAAGAAUAAAUGAAUUGCACACUAGCAAUUUAGGAUUUCAAUAUCCUUUACUCUUCCCAUAUGGGGAAGAUGGUUAUAGACAUGAUGUCAAUCAUCGACAAAAACCAGGAUUCAACAACAAAAGGAACAGACUCACAAUUAGGGAAUGGUUUUGUUUUAGAUUACAAACGAGACAAUCUGAAGCACAAACUUUGCUUAGAUCUAGACGACUUUUUCAACAAUUCAUAGUUGAUGGAUAUACAAUGAUGGAGUCUGAAAGAUUGUCAUUCAUUAAAUAUAAUCCAUCGAAGUUAAGGGUUGAUAAAUACAAUAACCUCUGUCAGGCUUCCACCAGCUCACAAACUCAAGGAUCACAACAAGGAAAGAGGGUUGUUCUUCCGUCAUCUUUUAUUGGUAGUCGCAGAUUCAUGGACCAACUAUAUUUUGAUGGAAUGACUAUUUGUAGUUAUAUGGGAUUCCCAGACCUUUUUAUAACUUUCACAUGCAAUCCUAAAUGGCUAGAAAUAACCAGACUACUUGCUAAGCUAAAGCUAUCUCCAACAGACCGUCCUGAUAUAGUUUCAAGGGUCUUCAAGAUUAAGUUUGAACAACUUUUGACAGACUUAACUAAGAAUCAUCUACUAGGCAAAACUAUUGCAUUCAUGUAUACCAUAGAAUUUCAGAAGCGUGGUCUACCUCAUGCACACCUACUGAUUUUUUUGCAUCCCAGUAGCAAAUACCCAACUCCUGAUGAUAUUGAUAAGUACCAAGCACAUAUAAAUGUUGAAUGGUGUAAUCGUAGCACUUCCAUCAAGUACUUAUUCAAAUAUAUCAACAAGGGUUAUGACAGAAUAACGGCUGCUAUAGUUCCCGAGCAAAAUGAAUUCUUUUUGAACAAAGAACCAAUAGAUGAAAUCAAGCAAUAUCUUGAUUGCAGAUAUGUAUCUCCUUGUGAAGCAUGUUGGAGAAUAUUUUCGUUUCCAAUUCAUGGACGAAAUCCAGCAGUAGAAAGAUUGUUUUUCCAUCUUUUUGGAGAACAGGCAGUAUACUUUAAAGAUGAUGACGUGAUUGAUGAUAUCAUGGGAAAGACAACAGUUUCAGAAUCAAUGUUUAUAGGUUGGAUGAAAUGUAAUAAGAAAUACGCAGAAGCCAGGGAAUUAACAUAUGCUGAAUUUGUUUCUAAGUUUGUAUAUGUCAAGAAAGAUAGAUAUUGGAAACCAAGGAAAAUGGGGAAUACUAUUGGAAGACUGAUUUGGGUUCCUCCAAGUACUGGAGAAGUAUUUUAUCUUAGAAGAAUGCUAACCCAUGUAAGAGGACCAACAUCCUACAUUGAUAUCAGAACAAUUAACAAUGUAAUAUAUUCUACAUUUAGAGAAGCUUGCUUAGCUUUAGGAAUAUUAGAAGAUGAUACAGAAUAUGUUGAAGCUAUAAAAGAAGCAAAGGAUUGGGGUUCCGGACAUUAUCUAAGAAAAUUAUUUGUCACUAUCAUGUUGUCAAAUAGUAUUAAUCGACCAGAAGACCUAUGGAACAAGACAUGGGAGUGGAGUGGUUAA